AUGGCGUCUCGCUACGCCGUGAAAUACCUGAAGCGAGAGGACUACGGCGGCGUCCUCCUCCCUCUCCUCUGCGGGCCCGCCUUCUUCGUUUGCUGGACAGUGGCGUUGAACGAGUAUGCGGCGUGCUGGCGGGAAUUCCAAGGCAGCCGCGCCCGCACCCGCGGCUGGUGGUCGUCCGCGUUUUUCCCCUCUCUGGCCUCCGUGGCGUCGUACUACGCUGGCGGGGCGCGUCUCGCCAGCCACACCACCUUUGACACUCGGGUUGCGGAGAUGUUGCUGAUAAGCUACGUGUGUGUGCUGCUGUUUCGUGCGGCGUCUUUUUUUAUCGGUGUGCGAAUUGUGAUGAACUUUGGGAGGGGGCAUGAAAACCGUCUUUUACGUGCGCCCGCGGCCAGUUGA
Molecule: messenger RNA, 399 nt
Organism: Trypanosoma conorhini
Lineage: Eukaryota; Euglenozoa; Kinetoplastea; Trypanosomatida; Trypanosomatidae
Exons: 1
Coding region: 1-399 (132 amino acids)
Source: RefSeq, a predicted model, not a curated record